Messenger RNA from Klebsormidium nitens, 1492 nucleotides. The record is from the annotation of a GenBank genome assembly. NCBI's taxonomy places the organism in Eukaryota, Viridiplantae, Streptophyta, Klebsormidiophyceae, Klebsormidiales, Klebsormidiaceae.
CCACAGGCCUGAUCAUGUGGGCCAGAGCUGCCUGCAUGGCCUUCCUGGCUGCAGGCAGGGGCGCCCUCCAAACUAAAUGUCUUUUGUCUAAAAGCCCCAGUGGUAGUUCUGUAGGUCCCCAAAGAGUGCAGUUGCUUAUUUGCAAGGGAGCUUGACUCAAAGGAAUCUAGGAGCGACCGGGUCACUCUCUUCUUUCCAGGUGCUCAGGUGUGCAGAACGAUUAUAAAGGGAUUUUACGGGCUCCAACCAUGAUGCAAGCACUGGUGGACACGCCUGGGCUGCAGGGAUAUGAACAAGUUCUGGAUGAAGGGGUGAUCCACGAGGGGCACGAUGGCACAUAUGUAGACUCGCAGUAUGAGGAGCACACAGCCAAGAAGCGGCGGAGGCUGGCAGGGCCCCGAGUCCCAGGACUGGCUGAGGCCCUGAUAGCCCUCCUCCCUGGUCUCGACGACAAGUCUUUUCCGGAGGACAUUCAAGACCUGGGGACCCGCCUCCGAGCCGCGCUUCAGCUCUUUGAGGCCAACCCGCCCCCGCGGUUGUUGGAUGGCAUGGAUGGCAGGAGAAAGGCUGUAAGCACCCGGCCAAAGAGGGGGCCAGUGGAGGGGCAGAUCUCAUACCACAAAAAGUGCAACUGGCCGGGGGGGUGCGUGAAGAACCCGUCGUUUGGGUAUCCGGGGCAGGGGCGGGAGCGGUGUAAGGAGCACAAGGAGCCAGACAUGCUCAACGUAAUUGACAAGUUGUGUGGAAUUGAAGGCUGUAGAAAACGGCCGUCGCAGGGCCACCCCGGCGGCCCCGCCACUCGGUGCAAGAAGCAUGCAGAGCCCGGCCAGGUCAACGUCGCCAAUAGGCGGUGCAUAGUCGACGGCUGCCUCCAGUUGCCCGCCUUCGGCAUCCCCGGAGCCAAUCUCGCGAUCCGGUGUGGCGAGCACGCAGAGCCCGGAAUGGAACUGGUCGAGAAGAACUGUGCGGCAGGCGGUUGCAGCAGUCACGCCGCGUUUGGGUGGCCGGGCGGCAAGCCGGAGGUGUGCAAGAAGCACGCGUCCAUAGGGAUGCUCGACGUCAAAAGCAAGCGUUGCAACUUUGGUGGCUGCGCAAAGCACAGGUCGUAUGGCUUCCCCGGGCAAGGGCGGACUCGGUGUCGAGACCACGCAGAAGGUGGAAUGAUUGACCUGAGCCGGUAACAUAGCAUACAGGAGGUUGUAUCAAUUGUCACUGUCAACACGUUGAAGCAAAGGUCGUAAGACUUUCCGUAUACAGAAGACAAUGAAGUAAGUAAAUCAGUAAUUGUGUUAUGAAGGUCUUUUUCAAAAACUACGUGGCCUCCAAUUAACUUGAAGCCGCUGUAAUAGACCGCUCAAGAAUCGAGUUUUGGCAUUGGAUCAGCUCGACAGGUUGUUAACUAAAGGCGUGUUACUAUAGUCGAGAGCCUCUGUUCGGGCCACCAGAUUACAACGGAGUGGCUGGUAGCCGGCUUCGGCUGCCGAUAUUUAGG